AAAUGAUCCUCAAUAAUCCUUUCAUACCGAUUUUAUUUUUUAUUUAUAAAUUUAUCAUAAGCACUUCAGUCAGGUUUCGCAUAUAAAAAGGAAUUUUCAUAAUAUUCGCACUUAAACAGAAUCAUGAAGUACUACUGUGUAGGUUUGUUGGUGCUCUCUGGCCUCUGUGCCGGUGCUACAAUAGAAAAGCAGCCAGAAAUCAAAUUCAUUAAGGGCGGCUAUUCUGGAAGCUGCACCACAUCCAGAUAUUGGGACUGUUGUAAACCCACUUGCUCUUGGAGUGGAAAUACCGACACUAGUGUGGGACCAGUAAAAUCUUGUGCCAUAGAUGGCGUAAGCGAUAUCGAUGGAAAUACUCAAUCCGGAUGUGAAAAUGACGGAAAUGCUUACAUGUGCAAUGCCCAACAGAGUGUCGUUGUCAAUUCCACGCUAGCAUAUGGUUUUGCCGCUGCCUCCUUCAUCAGCCCCCCGGAAAACAUGUGCUGCACCUGCAUGCUCGUAACUUUUCAACUGGGGCCGUGGGGAGACUGUUCAGGCAAACAAAUGAUCGUCCAGAUUACCAACACUGGCGGCAGCAGUUCCGUUAAUGGUACUGAGAACAAUAUCGAAAUCGCCAUGCCAGGAGGUGGAGUGGGUUAUUACACACAAGGAUGCAAAAAACAAUGGAACGCGCCCGACCAAGGAUGGGGUGACCAAUACGGGGGUGUCUGGACCGAAGCUGACUGUAACCAGCUGCCAGCCGUGUUACAACCCGGAUGUAAAUUCAGAUGGGAGUUUCUGAAUGGAUGUUCGAAUCCCCCGGCCACGUUCCAGCAAGUCGAGUGUCCGCAAGAAAUCGUCGAUAUUUCCGGAUGUAAAAUGGACUAGAUUAUAUAAAUAAAAGUAAAAAAAAAGA
Molecule: messenger RNA, 895 nt
Organism: Anthonomus grandis grandis
Lineage: Eukaryota; Metazoa; Arthropoda; Insecta; Coleoptera; Curculionidae
Product: endoglucanase-like
Exons: 5
Coding region: 124-867 (247 amino acids)
Biological process (GO): carbohydrate metabolic process
Molecular function (GO): cellulase activity
Source: RefSeq, a predicted model, not a curated record